Eimeria acervulina is the source of this 956-nucleotide messenger RNA. RefSeq names its product mitochondrial branched-chain alpha-keto acid dehydrogenase E1, putative. NCBI's taxonomy places the organism in Eukaryota, Apicomplexa, Conoidasida, Eucoccidiorida, Eimeriidae. The annotation marks the transcript as partial. The transcript is spliced from 8 exons. The record is from RefSeq and is a predicted model, not a curated record. Gene Ontology annotation, molecular function: oxidoreductase activity, acting on the aldehyde or oxo group of donors, disulfide as acceptor. Gene Ontology annotation, biological process: branched-chain amino acid catabolic process.
AUGCUCAAUCUUAGCAUCUGGGAUAACAUGCUCUACAGCGUCCAGAGACAAGGACGUUUUUCUUUUUAUAUUCAAAACCAAGGCGAAGAGGCGACGCAAAUCGGAAUAGGGAAGGCCCUCAAACCCGAAGACCACCUCUUCUGCCAGUACAGAGAGCUAGGAGUAUUAUUAAUGAAGGGUUUUAAGAUAGAAGAGGUAUUAGGACAGCUGCUGAGCACUAAGCGAGAUGAGUCCAAAGGCAGACAAAUGCCUAUCUCGUACUCUCAGCAUACACUCGGCAUUCACACAAUCUGCACCCCUCUUACUACCCAGGUGCCCCACAGCAUGGGGGCUGGCUAUGCUUUCCGUCUCGGCAAUGAGAAGAGGAUUUCUGUCGGCUUCUUUGGAGAGGGUGCUGCAAGUGAGGGGGACUUCCACGCGGCGGCGAACUUUGCUGCGACUCUGAAGGGCAAUACUCUGCUGGUGUGCAGAAACAACGGGUACGCGAUAUCGACCCCAGUGAAGGAUCAGUAUGCUGGAGACGGGAUCGCCAUUCGUGGGAUCGCCUACGGCAUGCAGACAAUCAGAGUCGAUGGGAACGAUUUGUUUGCUUCUUACCUCGCUACUAAAGCAGCAAGAGAGCUUAUCCUCAAAACAAACGAGCCCCACAGCACUUCAGAUGAUAGCUCUGCCUAUCGACCGCCUGGUGAAUUGGAGGCGUGGAAUGCAUCGGGCAUUCUUCCGCUAGCCCGACUGAGAAAGUAUUUAACCCAUCAAGGUUGGUGGAGUGAAGAAGAAGAAGAAGCACAAAGAAAAGAAGCUCGAGCAUACAUGUUGCAGCAGAUGAAAGAGGCUGAAAAGAUAAAGAGAUGGAGUGUUAUGGAGGGUUUAUUUGCAGAUGUUUGGUCACACCCUGUACAGACACUUGAAGAACAAAAAGAAGCAUUUAAACAACAUAUUCAAACACACAAAGAUAA